Messenger RNA from Schistocerca nitens (vagrant locust), 1996 nucleotides. RefSeq names its product tripartite motif-containing protein 45. NCBI's taxonomy places the organism in Eukaryota, Metazoa, Arthropoda, Insecta, Orthoptera, Acrididae. Gene Ontology annotation, molecular function: zinc ion binding; ubiquitin-protein transferase activity; protein binding. The record is from RefSeq and is a predicted model, not a curated record. The transcript is spliced from 10 exons. Bases 21 to 1847 code for a protein of 608 amino acids. Gene Ontology annotation, cellular component: nucleoplasm; chromatin. Gene Ontology annotation, biological process: positive regulation of DNA-templated transcription.
CGCCGCCGACGACGACGUCGAUGACGCUCAGGUCGCCCAUCAGGGCGGCGAUGGCGGCGCCGGCGAACCGCGCGGUAUGCGGCAUCUGCCGGCGCGCGCAGUCGGAGCCGCGGCUGCUGGCCUGCCUGCACAGCUUCUGCACGGACUGCUUGCUCGAGCUGCAGGCGGCGCAGGCCGGCGACGCCUGGAGCGAUCCAGCAGCGGACUCGGUGUUCCUGGGAGGUUCCGGUGAGGACGCGAGCGGGUCGGGCUCUGGGUCGGGGUCCGGGUCCGGGUCCGGGUCCGGGUGCGGGGAGGCGCGCUCGCUGCAGUGCCCCACGUGCGGCUGCGCCCAGCCGCUGCCCGCCGGCGGGGUGCGCGCGCUGCCGCCCGACUUCCCGCUGCAGAGCCGCCUGCGCGCAGCCGCCGCCUCCGCUACGCCCCCGGCCGCCGCCGCGACGCACGACGACGCGGAGCCCGCCGUAGCGCCGCUCUGCGACCUCUGCUCCACCAACGUGCAGGCGAGCAGCCGGUGCGCGGACUGCAUGUCGUGGCUGUGCGCCUUCUGCGCGGAGGCGCACGGCCGCCAGCGGGCCACGUCGGCCCACGCGCUGCUCCCGCUGGGCGAGGCGCGCCGCCCACGCCCCGCCGCCUCUGCCGCUGCCAGCGCCGGCGCGCGCCGCCCCGCGCCGGCCACGUGCGCGCUGCACCCUGGCCAGGAGCUGCGGCUGUUCUGCGCGACGUGCGCGCGGCCCGUGUGCCGCGACUGCGCGCAGGCGCCCGGCGCCGCCCACCGCGGCCACUCGCUCGAGGCGGCCGCGCGCGCCGCCCAGCUCUGCGCCAGGGGGCUGCGAGACGCGCUCGAGCGCGCCAGGCCAGUCGCCGAGCAGGCCGCGCUCGCCCUCGACCGCCUCGGCCACCUCGAGAAGAGGAUACAGACGCGGUGCAGCCAGGUGUCGGACGAGGUGGAGCGCUUCAUCGAGUCGUACUCUGCGGCGCUGGAGGAGCACCGGCGCUCGCUGCAGCGGCAGGUGCAGGAGGCGCGCGCCGCCAAGCUGCAGCUGGUCGAGGCGCACGCCCGCCACCUGCACAGCCGCGCCGACCAGGCCGCCACCGCCGUCGCCUUCACCGAGGACCUCCUCGCAGAGGCCUCCGACGUCGAGCUGCUGACGCUGGUCUCCCCAGUGCUGCGUCGUCUGGAAUGGUGCUGCAACAAUGGGGCUAGUGGCAGCCUCAUGGAACCACGUGUAUCUGACUGCCUGCAGUUCCUUCCGGAGGAGGGCUGUGGCCGAAUCAAAUCACACACCCUCUUUGGCGUCAUAACAACACAGACAGUGUCUCCACAACACUGCACCCUCAACACUGACACUCUGAUGAUUUGUCGACAGCAUAAGAAAGCUGAAGCAGUUCUAACAACAAGAGAUGCUGAUGAACAGCCACUAUGUCAUGGUGGAGAGAAAGUCACUGCAGAACUGCGAUACAAGGAUGCCAGCAACAGGAAGAUUCCUAUCCACGUGGCUGAUCGUCGAGAUGGAACGUACUUGCUAGUGUUUGUACCAGACACUGCAGGGAACCUCAGUCUCUCUGUCUAUGUUCGUGGGAAACCAAUUAAGGGAAGUCCUUUCCUGGUCUGUGUGAGGACACUGCGUCCUCACCAUGGGACAUUUCAUUGCUGCAGCUUUUGUUCCAGUAAUGGGAGCAAAACUGCUACAUGUGGAUGUGGUGGAAAAAUGCCAGGUGGCUACCAGGGUUGCGGCCAUGGCCAUGCUGGACAUCCUGGUCGCCGGCAUUGGUCUUGCUGUGGGAACAUUCUUGAAAAUUCCGAGUGUGGGCGUACAAAUUCUGCUCUGUACCAAUUCACUCUGUGACUGGACAUUACUUACAUUUAUAUGUGGAAUUUACUGGGUGCGAGAUAAACACAAGCACCACUAGAAGCAUGCAUUAAAUGAAAUGACAUGCAGUAACAACUCAGAUAAUUUAUUAUUGGAGGAUAAAAACAAAUAAAUUUUAAAAACAA